AUGGAGCUGUUGGAGGUGUUCUACCGCAGGAAGCUCCGGAGGAAGCAGAAAAAGCCGGAGCUGGGCCGGUCCGACGGGGCGCUCUGUCGCUCCCCGUCAGAGGCCAGCGUCAACAACCUGGCCACCGGCCUCAUCUCCAAAGUCCUACGCUUCACCUCCAGACAGUUUUAUGUCAGGAUAUCCGAUACAACGCACUUUAUGUUUUCCUUAACUCCCAACAGACGCAAUGAGCCGGCGUCUCGUCCUCAUUCGUGGCAUUCAACAAAGCUGGAGGAAGGCGGGCAGAAGCUGGAGGAGGCAGCCAUGGACGCAGUGACCAGCGCCUGGCCCCACAGCUACCAUGCCAGUGCAUCCACCACUGACAUAUCCGGUGGCUUUGACUCUGGUGGGGGCUACCUGAGGAAGAGUCCAGACCAGUACAGCUCCAGGGGCAGCAUGGAGAGCCUGGACCCCCCCCUCCCCUCCCAGAAUCUCUCCGUGGCUCAGCAUCACCUCGCGCUGGGCCACCACGGCCACUCCGGACCCCACCCAGCCUACUCCUCCUGCCACCAACUGUCCUCUGCCAGGUCCUCAAACAGCAUUGACCAUCUGCACAGCAAGAGAGACUCGGCCUAUUCUUCUUUCUCGACUAGCUCCAGUAUCCCAGAGUACCUGGCCUCCACCCCCUCCUUCAGUCCAGAACGUUCUUACUCACUGGAGACCGUCCCCCAGAAAGGAGGAGGAAGCGCAGAGAUGCUGCAGGCCGACAUGCGCUAUGUGCGGACAGUCUAUGACCCCCAACAGGGCCUCUCUCAAGAACACGAGCUCAGAUCCAACUCUGCCGCGUUGCUGGGCAACAGCGACACCCGAGGCGCGGCGCGAUCCGGACAAAGCAGAGAUCUCCAGGUGGGCGGGGUCCGUUACCGUGGCGCCACCAGUGGCAGAAACAGCGGCGGCGGCGGGAGUGGCGUGCCAGCUUCAAACAGACACAGUGUGGGGCCAAUCUGGGGCCCUGCAGCCAGCCACAGCUCCUACGAGAGCCUGAGGGGGGCACCGGCCCCGCCCCGCCGCAGCGACAGCUACGCCGCCAUCAGGAACCACGAGAGACCCAACUCCUGGUCCAGUCUGGAGCAUGCCCGGUCGUUACGAUCUCUACAGAAAGGUUCUGGGCAUCACUCCAGCGGCCCCGUUGCCUCAGCUAGAGGCUCUUAUGGUGCAGAGGGUCAGCUCCACACUGUCAUAGAGAAGAGUCCAGAGAGCAGUCCAACCACAAAGCCCAGACAGGGUGGGGGAUAUCCCCAACCCCCACCCUACACCGGACCCUCCUCUGGACCUGCGGGACUCAACUCCCAGUCCAGCCGGCUUAUACUUCCCACAGGCGUGUACCCGGUUCCACAGCCUGAGCCCCACUAUGCACAGAUACCCAGGUCCAGUCCCAGCCCCGGGCCUUCGGGAGUCUAUCCCUUACUGGUCAAGGAGAGCAGCCGGCAGCAUCUUCAAGGUUUUCAGGCAGUCAGUGGAAAGGAUGAAGUGGAGGCAGAGGGGCGAAUGGGUGAAAGGACUCCCACUACGGACAAUGGCCAUCAAAAUAACGUCUCUUCCCCGUACUACCGCUCCUCAGUUUCUACGUCUUUGUCUACACAGUUCAGGACUCAGUCACACGAGGAUGACAGGCAUCUACAGCAAGAGGACAUGGCCAGACCCUGUAGAGUACACAUGAAAGCUCCUGGAGGGGAGUCAGAGGGCCAGACUGGGGCCCAAAGGCCUUCCAAUCACCAGGAAACUUAUAGCCACAGCUUCCAAGGUUCCCAUCCUCAUACAAGCCAGGAACCCCAUCAGGAAAAGGCCCACGAAUUUCACGAUAGCCUCGUCCACCCAGACCUUGACCUUAAAAGCCCGUCCUCGCAUGAUAAAAGAGAUCCUCUCACGCCGGUCCAGUCCUGGGGAGAAAGGAGCAGGUCAGUGGACCAGAGUAGCGUUUAUUCGGAGCCGGCGGUGUCGCCCAGGCUCGCCCAGGGCCAGGUGCCACCUGUUCACCCUCAGCCUCAGGCUCCGCCCAGCUCCACCUCGCACCCCUCGCCUCGUCACUUUAGCGACUCGGCUAUCGCUAACUACCAGCCUCGGAACCACAGAGAACCAGACAGAGACAGAGAGCACCCGCUGACCCGGCUGGAGAUCGCCCUCGCUGAGGUCCAGCGAUGCGCCAGCCCCGACAGCGUCUUCUCUGGCAGCAGCCAUGACAACGGCGUUCCCAGCGAUGGCACCCAAGGCCCGGCCCGCAGCCUCUCUGUUUUGGAGAAAAUGAUUGAGAAAGCCCGUGGUACCUCCUGUGGAGCGGAAGACCUGAGGAAUAUGCUGGAGAGGAGCACCAAGGGGAUCAAAGCCCACAGGACAAUGAGCUACAGAGGAGGCAUGAAUGAAUACAUGAAAUACAGGAUCCCUACUGAUCCUAAUGCAGCACUUCAGAGAAGUCGUAGCAGCUUCCAGCUGGAUUGUUCAAAGGAAGGAGAUACCAACAAAGACCUCUCCUGGAGACACGACAUCCAAGAGAUAACAGACCCUCUGCAGGACACGUCCUCCAACAGAUCUUACAGGGAAUCCUUGAAAGAUGCCCAGUCUAAUGUCCUUUGGUCCACCUCCUUCAACCGGAGGGACUUCAGUUCUUCGAUGAGCCCCCCUCCCAGUGUGUCCUCCUCUAGCAGGCAGCUUCCUCUGCCCGUACCUGCCAAGUACCACUCACUGGAGAAAAAGGGCCCAAAAACUUUGCCCAAACCACACGGCGUCAUCAUCACGCCACAGCUGCCACCUGUCACUUCCCCCCACACCCCGAAAGAGAGGUAUGUGGUCAGCCCAGACGUCCGAGGUCCGAGCCCGCCAGCUCUUCCCAGCGUCCCCCCAGUUGGACCUCCCCCACCCCUGACAAGGAUCUGUGGCCGUAAGCGUCUGACAGGGGAGCAGAAAAAGCGAUCGUAUUCGGAGCCAGAGAACAUGAACGAAGUCGGGGUGUCAGAUAUGGAGACUGCUGCCCUGUUCCGGCGUGGAGGAGAAACGAGUGUGGCCGAUCGGCGGAAGAUGUUUGAACUCGCGGCAAGUCGCGUCGGGACUCCUCAGGGCGCAAUGUCAAGGAACGACCUGCGGCAAGUUCGGCAAGAUGCUCUCUUCGAGUACUUCGAAAGGAAGACGGGAGCUAAGAGAGACGAGGUCGGACAGAAGAGCGGGUCGAGGCCUCGUAGUGCAUAUGUGCGGCCUGAACAUGGCAGCCAAGCAGACACCAUCAGCCUCUCCUCCACCUCCAGCCUGCUUUCACUCCAGGACUACGGUCCAGAUCAAAGCAGCUUUGCUGGCGAAAGGCGUCUCUGCACAACCCUUCCUCCUGGGGCCGACCUGCGGAGUCUACAGUCCAACUUCUUCUACCCCGGCAGGGUGACCACACCCAGGCCUCCAGCACAUCCUCCUCCGAGUGCUUCUCCUGGUUCCGCUUUUGAAUUCCAUGCCCAAAACCACCAGGACCUAAUCCCCGUAGCAGUCAUCAGCGGACAGAAUCUGGCUCAUAGCAGGAAAGCGAGCCUGGACCAGAACUGGCAGGUCGCAGAGCCUCAGCUCAACCUGGGAGUUUCCAAACAGCUCAGUGGGCCUUUGCAGAAGGCUGGGAAGUCGGCUUCUGCGGAGGAUCUCCUGGAGCGAUCCGAAGACAGGCCAUCUGUUCCCCAACACGUCCGCUCUCGCUCCUCACCAGUCAUGGACAACCUGAACCAGGACUUCCACUCAUCUGACGUCAAGACGUUUGGGGUCUCGUUCUCUGAGAGCGGCCGCUGUGCUCUGGCUGCAGACAGACCUACAGACAUCCAUCCAUCAGGGGGUCUCUCUUCUCCUCCACCCUCCUUCUACAGUGACAAAACCACUAAACCUGCAGGAACCCCACAAGACCACCGGCACACUCCCGUCGUGCACAGGGAGCGGCAGAGGCCCGGCGAGCGCCAGCGGGCCCACAGCACCUCCACCCUGGCCGCCUCUGUAGGCCUGCCCUGCCCCUUUUCCCCGCCAGGCGCUCAGGACCGAAGCUCUGCCGAGUGGAAAGCCAGCGAGAGGCUGAGCCCGGCCAACCUGGAGGCCAUCACGUUCCCGGACACCCCCCAAAGCGGCACAGGGUUAGACACCCCAAAGGGCACUGGCGGUAGGCUCCUCACCAAUGUUCCGCCACUCUGCCAGCCUUCCACGCCAAACAGGAGGUCCAGCGGGAGCUCCACAUCCUCUCCCCUACCGUCCGUCCAGCAGCACCUGUCCCCUCUGAGGAUCUCAGAGUCCAGCCUCUCUGGUUCUGUUGGCCAGCAGCCACCACUCCCUACCUCUGCAGGCACUCAGCAAGAGGAUCUUGACGAGGUCUUCCUCCAAAAUUCCGACCUUCCGCCCCCGCCUUCUCCACCCGCGUCACCUAUGAAGGAGACCAGCAUCAUGGAGGACUUCCCCCCUCCCCCGCCUCCCAUUGAGCUGGAGCAGGAAGCUGAGCAGAGUCCGAGAUCUGAUUUCCUGGAAAACAACCGCAUCAAGGCUUCAAUCUGGUCCUCUCCCUCCCAAAAGCCACGGCCGUCCACUCCCCCCACAGCAGAAGACAACCUCAGUUUUGAGUACCAAGCGUUGCCCAAGAGGGAGAAGACAUCUGAGGAGCGGAGGGUGGAGGCAUUGGCUCGCCAACUGGUGCUCCAGGACCCCUCUCUGGCGCCCCUUCUGGACACGUGGGGGGGUAAAUCCACAGUGGACCUGAUGGAGGAGAUCUUCCCAAACAGCAGGCUGAAUCAGCACAGGGCCAGCGUCCAUGCUGCUGACAGGAUCCAAGAUGGUGUCAGUGAUGCUGGUCAGCAUGUUGUUACUGACCAGCUUGAGACCGACCUGGAUGAGCAAGAAAGGGACAUGACCAUCAGUAAGGUGGCUCUCUGUGAGGCUCUGAGGAGCAGCGUGGCGGCUCUCCAGAGGGAGAAGGAGUGUGUGUGUGAGGAGCAGAGGCUCCACCAGGCUCUGGGAGCCAGCAUGGAGACGCUGGUGCAGGAGCGCCUCAAAACCAACGAGAGGGACAAGUACAGCAUGUUCAUCGGUGCGGCGUCCCACUCGCCUCCGAGAGGUCUAAGGUCAACCGGAGUGGCGGGUCCUGGUGACCGGGUUUUGCUCUGGCUGUUUGCAGGGGAUCUGGAGAAGAUCGUGAACCUGCUGCUGUCUCUGUGCGGCCGGCUGUCCAGGAUCGACCGGUCACUGCUGGCCCUGGAGCGGGACGGGGGGAUGUCAGAGGACGCAGUGGAGGAGAGGGAGUCUCUGCAUCACAAGCGCUCGCUGCUCCUGCGCCAAACGGAAGACGCCCGGGAGCUGAAGGAGAACCUGGAGCGCCGGCAGGGCGUGGUCCACGCCAUCCUGUCCGGGUACCUGACCCCGGCCCAGCUCCAGGACUACCGCCACUUCGUCAGCGCCAAGCCGUCCCUCCUGGUGCGCCAGCGCCACCUGGACGACCUCAUCCGCCACGGGCAGGAGCAGCUGCGGCGGCUGGAGGAGAGCCUGCCGCCCCCGCCGGGGGGGGCGGCGCCCCGGCCCUCAGGCCCCACGCCCUGCUCCCCCGCCAUCCUGACCGCCCACCCGGUCAGGUCCACCACCGUCACGUCCCUCUAA
Messenger RNA from Menidia menidia (Atlantic silverside), 5631 nucleotides. Lineage: Eukaryota; Metazoa; Chordata; Actinopteri; Atheriniformes; Atherinopsidae. The record is from the annotation of a GenBank genome assembly.